This is a messenger RNA of Colletotrichum higginsianum IMI 349063, 1386 nucleotides long. Its product is annotated as RRM domain-containing protein. The transcript has 2 exons. Gene Ontology annotation, cellular component: mRNA cleavage and polyadenylation specificity factor complex. The record is from RefSeq and is a predicted model, not a curated record. NCBI's taxonomy places the organism in Eukaryota, Fungi, Ascomycota, Sordariomycetes, Glomerellales, Glomerellaceae. The coding region runs from base 1 to 1386 and encodes 461 amino acids. Gene Ontology annotation, molecular function: mRNA binding. Gene Ontology annotation, biological process: mRNA alternative polyadenylation.
AUGGCCGAGGAGGAGUUCGAGAUCGACAUCUACGGCGACGCGCCCCAAGACCAACAGGAUGGCAAUGCCGAGAACUAUGACGGGCAGCAGGCCAACGGCCACGCCGACGACCACCACGAACACCAGGAGCAUCACGAGCAACGCGAGGACCAGCAGAAGCACGAUCACCAGACCCAGCAGCAGGAUGAGUAUAACGAGCAACAGGAUGCGCCCGCUCCCCAGCAGGGUGUGAAGAGGAAGGGCGACGACAGACCCGUCGACCCCGGUGCGACAACAGCCCUGAUGAUCUCGGAUCUCAACUGGUGGAACACCGACGACGAUAUUCGGGGUUAUGCCAGGGCCGCUCACUGUGAGGAUGAGAUGAAGGACAUCACGUUUAGCGAGCACAAGGUCAAUGGCAAGAGCAAGGGUCAAGCUUAUGUCGAGUUCACAACGCAGCAAGCAGCGACGGCCGCGAAGCAUGCCCUUGAAGCGACAGAUGGCGGGCAAGGUGUUCCCAAGAAGCACCAGGUCACUUACUCCAACCCCCACGUCAACCCGUUCCGGACGCUGCCUAAGGACGCGCCGAACCGCGCGGGCAAAGAACAGGGCAGCAGGCCCGGCAGCAACUACAACAGCCAAGGCCCACCCAUGGGCGGCGGCGAGUUCCGCGGUAACGGCUACCGGGGCCGCGGUGGUUUCAACGGCCCUCGCGGAGGUAUGAACCAAGGCGGGUUCAACCGCAACUUCUCGGGCGGUAUGGGAGGCGGCUUCAACAAUAACAACAACAUGGGCGGUGGCUUCAACAACGGCAUGGGUGGCGGCAACUUCGGCGGCGGCGGCUUCCAGCGAGGCGGUGGUUUCGGCGGAGGCAUGCGCGGCGGCCCCGGAAUGCGCGGUGGGCGAGGCGGAAUGCACAACCCCAUGGGCGGUAUGGGUAUGGGCCCGAUGGGCGGUAUGCCGAUGGGAGGCAUGCCCAACAUGGGUAUGAUGGGUGGUGGUAUGCCCGGUACGACUCCCCCCUCUCUUGGACUCUCCCAGCAUUGUCACAAUCCUUCAACACCUUCAACCGCGAAUGGGACAUCCCAGAGGGGCAAGCAAUCUGGCCGGCGCAAGGGCAAAGCUGCCAAGCCUGACCAAGCCCAGCCCCCGUCGCAUCCCAAGCGUCAAAAGGUGCAACAUCAGCCUGUAUCAACACAAUCCCAGCUUGUACCAGCACCAGAAGUGGGGCGAUGGACCAAAGAGCGAGGCCUGGAGUUCACCACCAGAGCCCCUUCACUCCCUGAUCUUCCGUCGUCAGACUUCAGGAUGCCUCCUUGCUCCGCUCGGCACUCUGGCAACCCCCCUGAACUAUUUCCUUCUUGUUUGCAAUUCAUUCGUCCCGUCCGCAGAGGACAUACAUACUGA